CGCAUCUUCAUCCAUCCCAGCCACCCAUUUAUUGACUCGUACUGCCUGACUGACCUUCGUCAUCUCCGCUUCUGCUUUUCUCUUCUUCAUUCUUAUCUAAAAAUAAGACCUCAACUCAGGCACUCACUUCUCCCUUUGUUGCACGGUUGAACCUACAAGACUAUGACCUCUCCACGUCCAUAACCACGACCAUCGCAUACUCCACUAAUUACUCCGUCCGCACUGCAGCCACCACCACUGUCAAACAACAAACCACCACCACCACCGUCUAAUAAACAACAACAACAACAACCACCCCCAAAAAUGCCACCCACCCUCCUCCCCUCCCGAAUACCUCCCCAGACCAUCCAACAAAACCACCCGCGCAACCCCCGCGAAUUCACCACCAUCCCCUCGACCUACAGCUACACCCCCAACCUACCGGCCGGCACAAUCGUCGGCAUCGUCCUGGGCAGCGUCCUCGGCUUCCUCCUCCUACUGUACCUAAUCUAUCUGGCCCUCACCUCCGGCCGCAAAUUCUCCCCCUCAACAACAAACGGAGACGGGACGAUCCUGUCCGGCAGCACGACGUCCUCGCCCUCCUCGCACUCCGAGAUCAUCGUGGAAGAAAACCUCAGCUCGACGCGGUCGCCGCGCUCGCAUCGGUCGCGACGGAGUCGACGGCCUGGCGAUCGUACUCGACGAAGGGAAGAGAUCAUCGAGGAAGGGUACCUGCCCCCGCAUGGACGUCUCCACCCGCCGCAUUCCAAGCAUCAUCAGCGGAAUCGCCAGCAUCCGCCCGAGAUGGUGGAGGCGAGUGUGGUGUCGAGUGAGCGGUCGGAUGUGGUGACGGUUAUGGAGGAGCAUUCGAGUGUGGAGGGCCAGAGGAAGCCUAGAAGGCCCGGGAAGGGGGGGUAUCGCGCGGUGGAUUUGGAUGCGGUGGAGGGGUUGUCGGUUGAUGGGAGUCUGAGGUCGUAGGAUCUGGGAAUGAGGUAUGGGAGGGACGGUGUUUUUGAUACCCUUUAGUUUUUUUUUUUUUACUUUUUUUUUGAUUGUGAUUUAUGAGUUGUGUUGGGUUCUUCACAAUGGAUGGAAGCAUGAGUUAUGAGAUAAUGCUGCAUUUGCAUGAAGAGUUCUACUGAGAUAGGUCUAAUGAUAAUGAUGACGGUUGAUGCCCGGUGUGUUGGAAUAUCAUUAUGGCG
This is a messenger RNA of Aspergillus aculeatus ATCC 16872, 1181 nucleotides long. RefSeq lists its product as uncharacterized. Lineage: Eukaryota; Fungi; Ascomycota; Eurotiomycetes; Eurotiales; Aspergillaceae. The record is from RefSeq and is a predicted model, not a curated record. The transcript has a single exon. The annotation marks the transcript as partial.